Messenger RNA from Brenthis ino (lesser marbled fritillary), 1986 nucleotides. NCBI's taxonomy places the organism in Eukaryota, Metazoa, Arthropoda, Insecta, Lepidoptera, Nymphalidae. The record is from the annotation of a GenBank genome assembly.
AUGUUAGGCACAAAAUUAUUACUAAUACUUGCGCCAAUAUUAUUGGUGGAAGCUCAAAACAGCUUACCGCGGGCGUCGAAUGGAUUUUCACGUAGAUUACCAUUACGCAGACCAUUCAUACGACCAAGACCCGUUGUUACAUCAAUUCCAAAUGUUCCAAUAACAACAGAAAAAAUUGAAAUUACCACGGUGCCACAACCUCCCAUAACACAUCCGAUAGAAGAAAAUAAUAUAGUACAUGAUCGCACGGUUAUUGUUCCUCCUCAAUCUACUGAGCUAACUAUUAUAUAUCCAGAAAAUUAUAAGCCAGCCACCUCUUCGCAACCAUCUUCAAGACUGAGAAUGCCAGUUAGACUAACAUCAUUUCAACUAAGACCAGCUGAUUCCAAUUACGUAGCCCCAACAACAGUGCCACCAACUCCGCCUACUCCAUCGCAUUUCAAUUUUAGGCCUCGUUUAUACGUUACCUCACAACCUGCAGUUAUACCUGAAUCGGUUAAACCAGUUGAUAUAGUUGCCCCAACCGAAUCAAUCCUUUCACAAUCCACUGAAAAACUGCCCGAAUUUUUGGCGUUUGAAUCUAAUGAACCUGUUAACAAGCCUGUGCCUGCAUCAAUAGAACCAGCCGCUGAACCAACAAAGUAUAUUAUUAAACCAUCAGAGACUGAACCAAUAGAGCCUGCUCCUAAACCACUAGAGCCCGUUCCUGAACCGUCUGUGACUGUUCCUGAACCAAUAAAGUCUGUUCCUGGACCAAUAGAGUCUAUUCCUGAACCAAUACAGUCUGUUCCUAAGCCCAUAGAGUCUGUUCCUGAACCAGUAGAGUCUGUACCUGAACCUGUUCCUGAACUGGUUCCUACAUCUGUUCCAUCCUUGGAAACAUUUGAACCGCCCACGCCUUCAAUCAGUAUGCCUUUAAAUUCGCAUCCUAUCAUAACUGAAGAACCAGCCCCUCCUGCAACUACUCAACAACCUGCUAUAAUUCUACCUCCAGCAUCCACUACAGUAAAACCCAUUGAAAAUAGACAGCCUGAAAUUAUCCCUACAAGGCCACCAACAAUUAUAAAACCCGUUUCUGUGGCUCCAAGUGAAAUUCCAAAAGAGAUCUCGCCCGUGGAUGAUAGCAUCAAGCCUUUUAUGGAUGACGUUAACCCUCCUGUCUCAGAAUCAGGACCCGUUAUUAUUGUUGAAAAUAAUAAUAAACCUAACAUAAACUGGUAUCCAGCGAAACAAAAACCCAAACCAACAUUAGCUGUUCCUUCUGCAACUGAAAUUUAUUCCUAUAAACCAACGGCUGCUACCAACAAACCAAUAGUGCGACCUGUUUCCACUGCUAAGCCCUGGUCUCAACCUUCCGUAGAUCUAUACUCAUAUGUUAACCGACUCCACAAUUACAGUUGCAGAAGUAGCGAUGGAUACGAAUCAGUCUUAAAUCAAUGUGACGCCUAUGUUGAAUGCAAGCAAAAUAUGGCAUUCCACAAUAUAUGCCCUGAUGGACUUCAUUUUAACCCUGCCGCGAAAUGGCCAGAAUAUCCCUGUGGAUAUCCUUCAGAAGUUAAAUGUGAAAGCCAAGCUGUAAUACAGAAACCACGGCCAAUUGGACAGUGUCCUCAUCGCUAUGGCUUCUACCCCAUCCCGGAUGGUGACUGUGGACAAUAUAUAAUGUGCCAAGAGGGUUCAGCUACAAUAAUGUCUUGUCCACCAGGCCUCGCUUUUAGCUCAAUAACGAAUAGUUGCGAUUGGCCGGCGAAUGUACCGGGCUGCAAUCCUAAUAUAUUUCAAGGAUUCACUUGUCCAGCCCCAACACUGGACAAAUAUGGCAAACAAAUCAAUAACAACUCCAAGUACAGAUAUAAAAACAGCUGCAAUCAAUACAUCGCUUGCUACAAAGGAAAGCCACGUCUCCUCAGCUGUGACGUUGGCACGUCCUUUGACGCAAGAUCCGGAACCUGUAUCGACACAGACCAAGUCGUGGAUUGUCAACAC